Phytophthora nicotianae INRA-310 is the source of this 5204-nucleotide messenger RNA. RefSeq lists its product as hypothetical. Gene Ontology annotation, cellular component: cytoplasm. Gene Ontology annotation, molecular function: phosphatidylinositol-3,4-bisphosphate 4-phosphatase activity. NCBI's taxonomy places the organism in Eukaryota, Oomycota, Peronosporomycetes, Peronosporales, Peronosporaceae. The transcript has a single exon. The record is from RefSeq and is a predicted model, not a curated record. The coding region runs from base 187 to 4812 and encodes 1541 amino acids.
ACCCACUGGCUCUACGUCGAGGGGAGAGAGGAAAGUCAAGAGAAACAACCAGGCGGCACCCUCCUGGUCUAGAGCGCAUUACCCCGCCUCGACGUCAGGAAGAGCGCAGCCAACAGUGGGGGGACGGAGCCUCCACCGUACACAGACAGAUACAGACUCAAGCUGGCGGAAAACAGGAAUGCCAAGAUGCCUCCGGGCGGCUCUGCACGACUAGCGGGGCUGCUGCUGGCCCUCACAGGACUCCAGACGGCGAACGCGGCCUUCCCGGAGAGUUUUGCGUACAAAUGCCAGAGCAACAAGUGUCUGUACACGACAGACACGUCCGGGACGCUGUAUACGGACCCUGUGGACUGCGUUAAAGAGUGCCGCACGUCGGAUCUGCAGAAUGUGGACGAAGGCAGCGACCUCUCGGACGUGGCCAGCAUGACGGUGACCUCGUCACUCAACGGCACGUGCUCCAACUGCUCGCUCGUGGUCUCGUCCACCUACAAUUUUCCCCAGAUGCUCGAGACGUUUGACCUUACGACCGAAUCCGUGGCUUCCUCGUCCUGUAAUUUUACGUGCGAGAUCACACUGGACACGCCCACGCUUUGGAUACUGGAAGGCUCGUCAUCGGACUGUUUUGCAGGCACAAAAGACACAGAUGUGGACUGUUCCAGAGACGGAAAUGCUACCAUUAUGUCGCUGGACGCAGACGCGCUCGGAGUUUUAAUGUCGGUACAUAACAGUUAUGAGUUCUUAGUGGACCAAGUAACGACAAGACUGGGACCAGGCACGUUCUCGGAGGACACGACGUUGUCGGUAAAGUUUGAGGGAACAGGGUGUAUCGCGUCGUCCAGCAAUACUCAACAGGCUUUCCAGCUGGACUUGACGUCGGAUUCUUACGAACUUAUCGGCACGUUCACGAACACAGCGAUGGUAGCGGACAACCCCGUUAUUAUGAGCUCAACGCCCGUGACAUUAAGUGUCACAAGCGGCGCUGUGCUCAGUGCAGGCGCCUUCUUUUUGCUCCGUGUAGCAAGCGACAAGGAAAGCGAGUUCGGGACUCUGAUUGACAAUGUGUCCACGGCUUCGAUGCUGCUACCAGACUCUAAAAGUUCGUCUCCAGUAGAACUGGAACUCUAUGUUGGUGCGUCCAAUAUUUCGUUCACGAUCCCAGAUUCUUUCACAGGCAGUAUCCAGAACGGAGACACAGUCAAUAUUACGUUCCAGACGUUCCAGAAUCCAGCCAACAGCUCGGUGGCUAUUGAUAAAGUGUACCUAUCAGCAUAUCAAGGUCUGGCUUCGGCGGUGGAUAACUCCCCUAUCAAGUUCUAUUCACUAGAUGAUGCCAGUCGAUCACUGAAGGCAGCGCCGUUGGAUAUCGUAACUGUGGUGGUGUAUGGCGCGUGCUUCCUGUUCUCUCUUGUGAUCAUCCGAUGGCACGGCUUGCCGCUGACUGUAAACACGCUUUGGACGGACUUGGUGGCUAUUACAGCGCUGUUUUCCUUUGCUGCAGGCACUGGAGGAUUCCUGGUGUGGGUUAUCCAGCCGUCCAAGGCGUACGUUCAUUGGUAUACAGCUCAGUAUUUCUUCAAUACGGCCAUGAUCCUGUCAUUAUGCUUCCACUGGGCUACAGUGCUGUCGUUCAAGUGCUUCAAGAAGCUCAGUUUCACGUCGCCUGUUGUGUUGGCCUACGUCUUGAUCAAUGCGUGUGUAUUGGCGUUCAUUGUAGCGGUGUCGUCAAUGGCAGAAGAGCAACUGGAGUGCGUGUACGACGUCAAGUCCACGUCGUGUUCGUCUGAAGAGGAGUGCGCUCUAUCAAUCGCUGCAGAGGGAAAGAUCGUUCGGUCUGCCAUUGAGGAGUGCGAUAUGGAGGCAUUCUACUUGGCUUUUGGUACGGGUUUCCUGGUCUACACGUUGAUGCUGAUGGUGCUUGGUUGCAUGGUCAUGAGCCGCGGACGAACAUUGAUGCUGAAUGAAGAUCCAUCGGACGCUCGCAUCCGCAAGAGUCUCACGAUCUUCUAUGCUAUUAUUGCCACAACUUGUGUCCUCUACGUGUCGGCACAGGUCAUCUACAUCGCGCAGUAUGUGUCGCACAAGGGCGAGGAUAACCAGCUCUCGGACGCAGUGUGGUACAUCUUCAUCGUGUGGCUGCCGCACAGUCUUCCGCCGCUUCUGCUACUCUUCUUGCAGUGGAAUCCAAGCACAGAGAACUUCCGACAGGACGAAGCGCCUUCGGUUGACCAGAGCUCCAAGGAAGAUGUGUUCAACUACACUCCACGCUCGUCUGGAUCGUCGAGCCACAUGCCGUACUCGAAGCUGCUGCGCGACCGCUUAAGUAUGGGUGACUCGCUGCUGAACAACGACGAACCCGGCAGUCGCUUGCGGCUCAUCGUGAGGCUAAAGCUACCGGCGUCUUUCGAUCGUGCGUGCUUUGUGUCACUCGACUUUUACUCGUCGAAGGAGACGAUUACAUCCAGUAAUUCGCUGCACAGUAUAUCGAAUGCAGCAGCCUGGAAAUGCGUAGGCACUACAGAGCCCGUCGGCGUGGCAGGAGAGACGGAGUCUGUGCUGACAACAGGCUCCACACACGCCAUUUUCCCGUUCGUCGCCGUGCUAGAAGUCCCAGUAAUCGGACCAGCAUCCAACACGUUGCUGCGCUUUAUGGUGCACGCAAGCACGCUUGGAAAGCGUGAGACGUCUUCCAAUUAUCUGGAGCGUUCAAGCUCCAGCUCACGAAGUCAAGACUCGUCGAACCCGCAGCUGUCGUUCCAGAUGACAAUGUUCCACCCGGUACUGGAGUUUGUUACGUCGUCGCAGGCAGUGCUAGACGCAGCAGCAAGUGGUCACUCGUUGAACAUCCACCCGUCGGAUGACCACACGUGUGCUAUCCUCGAGGAAUUCCCGUCUCUACAGAGUGAGAUCAACAGCAUUUUGAUGGGCAACGCCAAGAACGCCGAGCUGAGUGUGCAGACAGUCAUGAUGCCUGGCGACACGUCGAACCGAGACGAAACUUCGUCGCACAAGAACAUUGGAAAUAUUAUCCGUUUCUUCCAGUACGACACGGAAGAUGGCGGCGGUGGUCUAGUGGUCGAAGAUCUGCAGGAGAGCGUGUACUCCAACGCGAUCCCGCGCCAGUUGAUCGAGUUGAUUGCUGCAGAGCGACAGGAACAGGCCGACCGUGCACGCGAGGACCUACACAGCUUCUUGAACCAGAAGAAGGGUAAGCAGAAUAUGGGUUUCUACGGUACUUUGAUCGGCCAGAUUCAGGACGAUACGGACUCUUCGCUUGCGCGCGAGUGGCUGGAGGACCGUGUUCGUCGACGCAAGGAGUAUGUGGCGAUGCUACGUAGAAAUAUUCAGUACUUGGUGAACCGCGACAAGCACAAGAAUUAUUUCAAGGCUAGCGUGGAGAAGAAGUCAGCCGAUUUGCGCUUUGUGCCGAUCAAUAUGCACAUCCAGGACCUGCUGAUUGGACCGACGAACGCGUUCAUCAACGACGAGCGGAGACGAUCGUCGAAGGAGGUAUCUGCGUACGACUUCACUACCGUUGGCGCGCCUGCAGCUCACGUAUACAAGUUCAACAAGGGCGGCAUUCUCUCGUACCAGAACAGACGCAAGAAAAUGGAGGCCAAAAUUGCAGACGCAGACCUGGAUCUGUCCAAGUGGCCCGAGGAAGUUCGCGAGUACGAUGAUCUUAAGUGGGAUCUGCAGCUACGAAUGGACUGCGCAUUUGCACAGGCAUUAGCAGCUCUUACGUGCAGCUUCGUUCGCAAAGUGGAGGUUGCAAUUCAGAACCCGGAUGUCAUCCGCGGUGAGGAUAUGUUGCGUCAGAUGUCCAGCUUGGGCUUCCUUUUCCAGGUGGAAUCGCUGUUGUCGACGCACGGCAAGGAGAUCGGCAUGCUGGAAGAUAUGGCUGGCUCGGUGGAGCAUCUGAGCUGUGUGGCGUUUGUGAUCCAAGAUGUUCGAGACAAACCAAUGAAUCGCUUCUCGUUCCGCAUGUCACGUCGUAAGGAUGUUGCUGACGAGGCUGGCGUGGUGAAGGUCACGGUCUCGAAUAAAACAGGAGCCAAGCGAUCGCAUAUCAAGUACAUUGUGACGGUCCAGGUCGCUACAAGUGAAGUGGAGCUACCUGAACGUCUGGCUGCUGGCGGUGAGAUCCACGUGACUCCUGUGUUGUUCUCACAAGGUAUCAACGAAAUGCAGACGAUUGCUAACAACACCGAACGCGCCAAGACUGAGCUGCAGGACAUCAUUAACUUCCGCAGUCUCAAGCCUUUGAAGGCGUUCUGCGAGAAGUACCGUCGUCUUGUAGUCGCCAUGCCGAACAGUGGAAUGAGCGGCUUGUCUUCAAGUCGCAGUCGUGCUGGAUCGCACCGCUACAAGGCUAUGUCCACAGACUCGACACUGACGUCACCAUUGCAUCUCACACAGGAUGAAGUGACACAAGAACUGCGUGCUCUCGAGACUUCAAUCAACGAAGCGGCUCAGAGUUUGGUGAAGACGAAGCGGACGGAAAUCCUCAAGCGCUCGUCAGAUUUGUGUCGGGAGCUCGGAGGUGGGCGUGUGACAGUAUGCAAGAGCGCCAAGGAUCGUACAGCCAUGUCGGUGACGCUAGAACAGGUGCGUAUCUUGCAGCGUCAUCACGAUCUCCCAGCACAUCGCGUCCCAGCCACCGUCUCCGUUAUGCGAAGCCACGGUGUUCGUAUCGAAAAUGCGCUCAAGAACACGGGCAAGCGUCAGUUCGCAUUCAACAAAUUACAACGCUCGCUUUUGCCGGAGGAUUAUCGUUGUCCUGAUCAAGUGGGUGGCACUGGCAACGUCAGUUAGAGCGCCACAUUCCAAGAAGGUCAGCAACAAAAGUCCGCAAGGGUAUACAGAUCUAAUAGUAAUUUUUGUGUUUUUUUUCAUUUUUAAUUUUUGACUUAAAGAUCAUUAAAGUGCAUUUGUGUGACGAAAGCUAAAGGUUGACUUUGGUUGAUACUUGAGCCUGGCACUUCGUUGUCCUUGGCUACUGCAGCAGCUUUGGCGAAGAAAAGCUCUGGACCGUGACGUGUUGGAGACGUAGCUAGUCGAGCGUCCGUCUCGAGCUGGUUGCGUUUUCGUAGUUUGGCCAUCAUUUCCUCAUCGGAAAUACCCUUUUCAGCUGCCACUUUUUGCUUUUCGGCCAACUGCAGUGGAAAGUUAGUGAAUUUUCAAGUUAUAAAAUACGAGUAACAAAA